AUGGGUGCUGCCUCUGAGGGCAGAAUUGUCUCAUCCGGUAGGGUAUCUCAUGAGCCACAAGCUACUAGUGGCACCCAUCAACCCAAGAGCAAAAAGAUGAAGAAUUUCACUAUUAUUGCUUCUUCGAAUGUAAGAAUACAAAAAGGAAAGUUAGACAUCAAACAGGAAAUGUCUAGAUUGAAGAUCAACAUACUUGGACUAUGUGAGGUAAGGUGGAAGGGCUCUGGCAAGGUAACAUUGGACGGCUUUACCAUCAUCUACUCAGGAGGAACUAAGCAUGAGAAGGGUGUAGCGGUACUCAUCUCAAAGUCACUGAAAGGUUUUUGGGCAGUGUCAGACAGAGUGAUGAUGAUCAAGCUCAGUACUAAACCACUUGAUCUAAAAAUCAUUCAGGUGUAUGCACCAACUGCAGACAGUACUGAGGAAGAACUUGAAACAUUUUAUGACGACAUCGAGCAGGCAUUGAAACAGAGCAAGUCAACAGACAUCACAAUCAUCCAAGGAGAUUUCAAUGCGAAGUUGGGCGAAGGGCGUUAUGAAGACAUAGUGGGUCCUUUUGGACUGGGAGAAAGGAAUGACAGAGGUCAGAAGCUCCUGGAGCGGGCUCAUUCUAAGGACUAUAUGAUUGGAAACACCUGGUUUACGCAACAUCCGAGAAGAUUGGCAACUUGGCGAAGUCCAGGGGACAAAUAUAGAAAUCAGUUAGAUUUUAUCAUGAUCAAGAAGAGACCAUGCAAGACAUAUCCCGGUGCAGACUGUGACAGCGAUCAUUACCCAGUAGCAUCAAAGUUAUGUCUACGACUGAAAAAAAAUGAAAGUAUCAAAAAGGGGAGAAACAACUGGCUCUGA
Penaeus vannamei (Pacific white shrimp) is the source of this 849-nucleotide messenger RNA. The record is from RefSeq and is a predicted model, not a curated record. Lineage: Eukaryota; Metazoa; Arthropoda; Malacostraca; Decapoda; Penaeidae.